UUGCAGUCAGAACAUUUAUCGACCCUCCAUUAUGAAUGCACUAUUCGAGCCAAAGAAAUAUCAGAACGAUCUGGAGUCAAAAUUCCAGAUGAGAUUGCAUCUUUAGUGACGGAAACAACCUUCCGGUUCUGUCAACUGCUGUCCACAGAUAUCGAAUCUUUUGCCCGUCAUGCAAAGCGUUCAACGAUCAACAUGGAUGAUGUUUUAUUAUUUACUCGUCGCAAUCCACUGUUGACUGCCUUCUUGGAGGAAAAAUCAGCUGAAUUUGAUGCAGUGGCCGAUGCCAAAGAAUCCAAUUCUGAAUUUCAACCGGCGAAACGAAAGAAGCAGACCACUUUAAGUAAAUUAAAAGAUGGACCUGCUUCAAGAUCAGAAGAAUCUCCGCUGCGCUCAUCACCCUUAAAAGCCUUAUUUGUUGAAUCAGAGAGGAUGACUCCCAAGGCCAAUACUCCAACUCCUUCUCAGUCUUCUGGUAGAACCGCUUCCCCCAUUACAUCGUCAAUACUUCUGGAAGCAAACACUGGGGAAGGAGCAGCAAGCAGCGCCUUCGAAACUUCUCUCUUCGAUGACAAGGAUGACUUUUCAAAUAUUUUUGACGAUUUUGAUGCAUUAUGA
Molecule: messenger RNA, 615 nt
Organism: Rodentolepis nana
Lineage: Eukaryota; Metazoa; Platyhelminthes; Cestoda; Cyclophyllidea; Hymenolepididae
Source: the annotation of a GenBank genome assembly